Plasmopara halstedii is the source of this 492-nucleotide messenger RNA. Its product is annotated as CRN-like protein. The coding region runs from base 1 to 492 and encodes 163 amino acids. The transcript has a single exon. The record is from RefSeq and is a predicted model, not a curated record. NCBI's taxonomy places the organism in Eukaryota, Oomycota, Peronosporomycetes, Peronosporales, Peronosporaceae.
AUGAAAGACGGCGCCUGGCUGAUGGACGACGACCAAGCCGCGCUUGAUCUUGAAGGCGGAAAGGUUCAUAAGGACAUUCAAGCGUUGAUCGACGGAGAAAAGAUGAAGGUGACGAAGAAUUUGCAGCACUGGUUAUUCGAGAAGAACAAAAUGCAUCAACCAUCAUCGGACCAGAUCCACGUACUGGUGGUGAUUCCUUCGCCGAGUGUCGGGUCGAAGCGUCCAAUUGGUGAUGAAAUGGCUAGUAUAGUGAAAAGACUGAGACAACUGGAAUCUGAAUCGGCAGCCAUCAAGCUCGCGUUGACAGCCGUCAUGCCCAAGACGCUGACCAAGCUCACACCUUUGUCCGUGCAUGAAGACGAGUUUCGGCUCGACAAUCUGUCUAUCACGCUGCAGAGUGACGACCCAAUUGUCAUGACACCUACCUUGCAUAAGUUUUGGGAGGGAUUCGGCAGAUUCCCCCAAUUUAUUUCGUUCGGGUGGAGGAAGUGA